Messenger RNA from Misgurnus anguillicaudatus (oriental weatherfish), 1997 nucleotides. RefSeq names its product cytosolic sulfotransferase 3. The record is from RefSeq and is a predicted model, not a curated record. NCBI's taxonomy places the organism in Eukaryota, Metazoa, Chordata, Actinopteri, Cypriniformes, Cobitidae. Gene Ontology annotation, molecular function: sulfotransferase activity.
AGAGAGAGAGAGAGAGAAAUGUGAACUGUAAACAUAAGGACAGAAUGUAGUUGAAUGCGGAAGAGUUUUCAGCAGAAAGAUUUGAUGAGAACAGAAGAUUUCAUCAUAAUGGAAACCCCCGACAUGUCCUCACUGAAAAUAUCUCGGCCGGAGCUGAUUGAUUUUGAGGGCAUUUCUAUGGUCAAUUUAUUCACUGACAACUGGGAAAAUGUGAAGAACUUCCAGGCGAGACCAGAUGACAUCCUAAUCGCCACUUACCCUAAAGCAGGUACCACCUGGGUUUCUUAUAUAUUGGACCUUCUGUAUUUUGGUAAUGAUCCAGAUCACCAGACUUCACAGCCAAUUUACAUAAGGGUGCCAUUCCUAGAGACAUGCUUUCAAGUUAUUCCAACAGGGACAGAACUUGCUAAUAAUCUGAAAACUUCUCCUCGCCUCAUCAAAACUCACCUACCUGUUCAGCUGGUGCCUAAGUCCUUCUGGGAACAAAACUCAAGGGUUGUGUAUGUAGCUCGUAAUGCGAAGGACAAUGCAGUUUCCUAUUUUCAUUUUGAACGAAUGAACAUGGUACAUCCUGAACCGGGUGAUUGGAACCACUACUUACAGAAGUUCAUGGAAGGAAAAAAUGUGUUUGGUCCAUGGUAUGACCAUGUCAGUGGAUGGUGGGAGAAGAAACAGACAUAUUCUAACUUAUUGUACUUGUUCUAUGAGGAUUUGGUUGAAGACACAGGACGUGAGGUGGACCGUUUGUGCUCUUUUCUGGGAUUAUCAACUUCGGCUGAGGAGAGAGAGAAAAUAACAAAAGGAGUUCAUUUUGAUGUCAUGAAAAACAACAAGAUGACCAAUUAUUCUACAAUCCCAGUCAUGGACUUCAAGAUCUCACCCUUCAUGAGGAAAGGUAAAGUUGGAGACUGGAAAACUCACUUUACUGUGGCACAAAAUGAAGAGUUUGAUGAGGUCUACAAACAAAAAAUGAAGAACACCACUGUCAAGUUUAGGACAGAACUUUAAUGCUUGCUGAACAUAGCCCAAGAAUAUUCACUAAAUUUGGCUCGUUUGUCUGACUAAAGACAAAUUUUGUCUCUGUUUGACCUACAGAAUAUUUUAUAUUAAAACACAAUUGUACAGUAUACCAAUGAUAGCAAGUAAGCCAUAGGUUUGUAGGACAGGUGUUCAGAAGAUCAGUGUGAGGAUGAAAUUAAGAAGUGUCCUGAUACAUCAUAUGAAGAUAUGAAGAGCUCUUUUCCAAAACGCUAUAAAUCCAUUUCAAUAGUUUUCAGAAAAGGAAAUUUUUUUACCUAGACCCACAAAUUUUGUGAAUAUUCAAUUUAUUCUUUUAAAAUUGUUUUUUGCUCAGUCUGAACAUGUUGAAUAAUGAUUAUUAAAUCAAACAACAAUAUUGUUGAUUAUAAAUUCAAAGUUAAUUUAUUUUUUUUCAAAACGCUAUAAAUCCAUAAUUUUUUUCCAUAAAUUGAUGUUUUUUCUUUAAAAAACAAAAAUAAGAGAACAUGCACUCUUCAUACUAUAAAUGAAUAAGUAAAUUAUUCAGAAUGUGAUAUACUGUACAUUGGAGCCAGUAUGAAAUAAACAGAAUUACACAUAACUAACUUGCUAUUACUCCCUCCACCAUUUCAGUUUUCUCCUUAGCAGGGCGUUAGGAACCUCUUUUGCUUAACAUAUUUCACAUCUCUCUCUCUCUCUCUCUCGUCUACACACAGUUGUUUUAACCUCACACGCACACACAGCGAGCUCCCCUCGAUCUGCUCUCAAUGACAUACCAUGUAACAACGCGCUCAUAAUGUCCAAUCCAAAAAGCACAAAUGUAAAUAGUUUUUGAUCUGUAUAAUUUAUAAUGUUCAUUUCUGUGCUCCAGGACUCCAAAGACAUGAGACAACUGUUUUACAGAGGAAAAAUGCUUAGCUUUUAUUAUUUUGUGUGUGAUUACAAUAAAUAUAUAAUUGAUUCAAUUUCCGUUUUAUUUUUUUAUUUGUCUUUAUGGU